Molecule: messenger RNA, 1608 nt
Organism: Sclerotinia sclerotiorum 1980 UF-70
Lineage: Eukaryota; Fungi; Ascomycota; Leotiomycetes; Helotiales; Sclerotiniaceae
Exons: 10
Coding region: 1-1608 (535 amino acids)
Biological process (GO): negative regulation of transcription by RNA polymerase II
Cellular component (GO): ESC/E(Z) complex
Molecular function (GO): protein binding; nucleosome binding
Source: RefSeq, a predicted model, not a curated record
AUGAAUAAUAGACAACACUUGAUUCAAUCAGAUUCAACCACAUAUCUCAAAGGAUCAUUGGGUCAAAUCUUCAUGGGAACAUUUUCGUCGGGAUAUCUUACUGCAAGUCGGCACGGAUUUGGUGAAUGGGAAUUUCCUAAAUUGAAAGACGCUCUUCAAUUUUCGCCAAGUGCAGAUCAUUACUCAUGUUGUUGGACUAAGGAUUUAGUGACACAAAAGCCUCUUCUCUGUGUGGCAGGAGUUGAUGCAAAAAUCAAGAUUUUUGAUGUACUUACGGGGAAACUUUUAAUAGUGAGUACUUGUAGGACAUGGAGGGCAUCCUGUUCUGAGGAUACUACAAUUCGAAUAUGGAGUUUAGAUCCUAAGCAUGAGAAAUAUCCUUGUGCUGCAAUAUUAUCAGGAGGUCAUAAAGCAACUAUUCGAACGAUUGCUUUUCAUCUAUGUGGAAGAUAUUUAGUAUCUGGGGGUGAUGAUCAUGUCAUAAGUCUUUGGACAUUACCCAAUUUUCCGGAUGAAAAUACUGGAACAAAAGUAGCGACACAAAUUCAGUAUCCACAUUUUACAACAUCAGAAAUUCAUACAAACGCAGUUGAUUGCGUCUACUUCUACAAUGAUUCCAUCCUUUCUCGUGGCCCAACAGAAAACUGUAUCGUUCUAUGGGAUAUCACGGGAUUUGAUUCUGAAGGACCUAUCCCUGGAUAUGAUAAAGCUCCUAUACAACAUGAGGCUGCUGAUGGAAAGUAUACUUUAACUUGUUUUACGGAUCCAAGUAAAUCUGAUUGUUAUGUCAGACUUAUUGAAUUUUCCGCCCCAGAAACCGGAACCCUCUGGAUAAGAUUCUCAUUCUUCCAAGGUCUUCCAAUCCCAGAAUCAUCAUCCACCAGCGAUCACAACCAUGACACCAACCAAAACCCCAUCUCAAACAGUCGAAGUCACCCCAUCCUCGCAAUAAGUUCCUACACCUCCAAGAUCUACUUCUGGGAUCUCCACCGUCUCACCGCCUAUAAUAAAUACAUCCGUUCCCUCCCAUCCUAUCUAACCUCCAAAACCGAACCCAAACCCAAAUCAUAUCCUGACCCCCCCGAACCUCAAGGCCUUUCGUACUCUUCAAUCUUCGGUUUACCAUCGGGUCAACAAACUCCUAUUCCUGAGGAACAAAUCCCUUCUCCUGUAAAACGCCCUCCAUUUCUAACUCCUCAUCGUCCUCGAAAUUAUCGUGGAGCAAGAGCAGGAGCAGCAACAACAACAACAACAGGAAUAAAUCUCAAAUCCAUCACCAACAGACUAAGAGAAACAAGUCCCUCCAGUAUCUCCACAACAUCAACAUCUACCCAUCCCCCCUCUCACUCUCACUCCUCUUCAUCUCAACCCCCAAACCCACAAACCCCCCAAACCCUCGAUAAAAUCCCCACAACCCGUACAGACAUAAACCUCUGGAAUGAAAAAUACUCCCUCAGACAAAAAUAUCCUUUAAAACCUCUCAAAGCACAUAGGGUAGAGACGGUAAAGGGGUUUGGAUUUUUAGGGAGGGGGGUCGCGUGGAGUAGAGGGGGUGAGUGGUGUGUAGUUGCUGGGGGGUUGGGGGUUGUUGGGUGUUUGGGGAGGUGA